Molecule: messenger RNA, 2760 nt
Organism: Myotis brandtii (Brandt's bat)
Lineage: Eukaryota; Metazoa; Chordata; Mammalia; Chiroptera; Vespertilionidae
Gene: TXNDC11
Product: thioredoxin domain containing 11
Exons: 11
Coding region: 365-2644 (759 amino acids)
Source: RefSeq, a predicted model, not a curated record
UUUGUGUUUGCUCUUUUUUAGUCGAGCAAAAGAUGUGAUAAUACCAGCAAAGCCACCUGUCAGCUUUUUCUCCUCGAGAUCUCCGGUUCUUGACCUCUUCCAGGGUCAACUGGACUACGCAGAGGUUGUUCGCCGGCACUCAGAGGUGGUGCUGCUGUUCUUCUACGCCCCAUGGUGUGGACAGUCCAUCGCUGCCAGGGCAGAAGUUGAGCAAGCAGCGAGUCAGCUUUCAGACCAGGUGUUGUUUGUGGCAAUUAACUGUUGGUGGAACCAGGGGAAAUGCAGAAAACAGAAGCAUUUCUUUUAUUUUCCUGUAAUAUAUCUGUAUCAUCGGAGUUUUGGACCAAUCGAAUACAAAGGCCCCAUGAGUGCUGUUUACAUUGAGAAGUUUGUCCGCCGGGUGAUGAAACCACUUCUGUACAUCCCAUCUCAAUCAGAAUUACUAGAUUUUCUCUCAAACUACGAGCCUGGAGUACUUGGGUACUUUGACUUCAGUGGUUCACCCCAGCCACCUGGUUAUUUGACCUUCUUCACAUCAGCAUUACAUUCAUUAAAGAAAGAUUACCUAGGAACAGUACGAUUUGGGGUUAUCACAAAUAAACAUCUUGCGAAACUGGUAUCCUUAGUACACUCUGGAAGUGUGUAUUUACAUAGACAUUUCAACACAUCACUUGUCUUUCCCAGGGAGGCCAUCAACUACACAGCUGAGAACAUCUGCAAGUGGGCCUUAGAAAACCAAGAGACACUCCUUCGAUGGCUGCGGCCACAUGGUGGAAAGAGUCUCCUGCUGAAUAAUGAACUGAAGAAAGGACCAGCCCUUUUUUUAUUUAUUCCUUUUAAUCCCUUAGCCGAAAGUCAUCCUUUAAUAGAUGAGAUCACCGAGGUGGCCUUGGAGUACAACAACUGUCACGGGGACCAGGUGGUGGAGCGGCUCCUUCAGCACUUGCGGCGAGUGGAUGCCCCGGUGGUCAAGUCUCUGGCAUCUGAGCCCCCAAUCCAGCUGCUGGACCCGCCGCUGAUAACGGCGUCCCCCUGCUGCAACACUGUGGUGCUGCCCCAGUGGCACUCCAUCUCCAGGACCCACAAUGUCUGUGAACUAUGUGUCAACCAGACAGCUGUGGGCAUUAGGCUGAGCUCGGUUAGUGUGCCACAGUGCAGCUUUCUCGAGAUGGCAGCAGCUCUGGAUUCUUUCUACCUCAAGGAGCAGGCUUUUUAUCAUGUGGUGUCGGACAGCAUGGAGUGUAGCAAUUUUCUGAGUUCCUACAGCCCUUUCAGCUACUACACUGCAUGUUGCAGGACUAUGAACAGGGGUGUGGCAGGCUUCAUUGAUUCUGAACCAGAUGUCUUCAAAUCCCCAAACAUUGCAUUUUCUUCCCUCGAGAAAGAAUGUGAGGUUGAUACCCCAAGCUCCGUUCCUCACAUUGAGGAGAACAGGCAUGUCUUUCCUGAAGUGGACAUGAAUAGCACAAACUUCACAGGCCUGAGCUGCAGAACCAAUAAGACCCUGAACCUCUACCUGUUGGAUUCAAAUUUGUUUUGGUUAUAUGCAGAAAGGCUCGGUGCUCCUAGCACCGCUCAGGUGAAAGAAUUUGCUGCAAUUGUUGAUGUGAAAGAAGAAUCUCACUAUAUCUUGGAUCCAAAACAAGCUCUUAUGAAGUUCACCCUAGAGUCUUUUAUUCAAAACUUCAGUGUUCUCUACAGUCCCUUGAAAAGACAUCUUAUUGGAAGUGACUCUGCCCAGUUCCCUUCUCAGCAUUUAAUCACUGAAGUGACAACUGAUACCUUCUGGGAAAUAGUCCUUCAAAAGCAGGAUGUUUUGCUGCUUUAUUAUGCACAGUGGUGUGGCUUCUGUCCUUCCCUCAAUCAUGUCUUCAUCCAGCUAGCUCGCCUCCUGCCAACGGACACAUUUACUGUGGCAAGGAUUGAUGUAUCUCAGAAUGAUCUUCCUUGGGAAUUUAUGGUUGACCGACUUCCUACUGUCUUAUUUUUUCCCUGUAACAGAAAGGACCUAAGUGUGAAAUACCCUGAAGAUCUUCCCAUCACCCUUCCAAACCUGCUGAGGUUCAUUUUGCACCACUCAGACCCUGCUUCUGUCCCCCAGAACUUGGCUAACCCUUCUACCAAAGAGUGUCUUCAGAGCGAGGCAGUCUUACAGCAGGGGCACAUCUCCCAUUUGGAGAGAGAGAUCCAGAAGCUGAGGGCUGAAAUCAGCACCCUUCAGCGAGCGCAAAUGCAGGUGGAGGCUCAGCUUUCCAGCGCGCGCAGGGAUGAGCACCAGCUGCUGCAGCAACAGCAGACCUUGAAGAAGCAGCACAGCUUGCUCCAGCUGCACAGUGAGCAGCUGCAGGCCCUGUAUGAGCAGAAAACCAGGGAGCUGGAGGAGGUGGCCCGAAAGCUCCAGGAGCUGGCCGAUGCCUCAGAAAACCUGCUCACGGAGAACACAUGGCUCAAGAUCCUGGUGGCGACCAUGGAGCGGAAACUGGAGAGCAAGGACGGAGCUGAAAAUCUCUCUCCCCUGGAGGAGGGGCACACUGACUACCCUGAGCCCUCAGGGUCCCCCCGGUUACCUGGCAGCACCCCUCCACCUGCCAAUAUCAGCUCCCCGCUGGCGGCUGAAAGGAGCAAUGAGAAUAGGACAGACUAACUUUUUAAACGACAUGAAGAAAUCAGAGGUGAAAUCUGUACAUUGGGAAUAUAUUUAUGCAAAUUUUAUUGAAAUUUAUUGUAAAUAAAGAUUUUCUCAGUGGUCUAGAAAAUCAA